Hipposideros armiger (great roundleaf bat) is the source of this 2224-nucleotide messenger RNA. It is a transcript of the gene ZNF22, whose product is annotated as zinc finger protein 22. The transcript is spliced from 2 exons. The coding region runs from base 317 to 994 and encodes 225 amino acids. The record is from RefSeq and is a predicted model, not a curated record. NCBI's taxonomy places the organism in Eukaryota, Metazoa, Chordata, Mammalia, Chiroptera, Hipposideridae.
UGGGCCACUCUUCUGCCACAAAUGGAGGGGACCACAGCACGCCUUCGAAGGGCGGCAGCAGAAAAGAACAGACCGAGUUUCUUCUUUCCUGUGGGCCAGCGACCAUAGAGGGUCGCUCCUCCAUGUUCCUAGAGCGACUGCGGCGGCGCGGAAGACCAGCGCGGCCCCUACUUCCGGCAACGCGAGGGGCGCCCAGCAAGGGAGCGAGGGUGGCGGCUGGCUGUGCGCGAAAAUUCUGAGCUGUGUAGCUCUAGGAAGAGGAACAUUAGUUCAGAAGAAGAAAGUAGACUCUCAAGAAUACAUUUGGCUCUUCAACAUGCGGUUAGGAAAACCUAAGGGAGGUAUUUCUCGGCGCUCAAGCCAAGGAAAAAUCUCUGAGAACCAGCGCAAAACAGGCCGGCAGCAGCAGAAAUGGGGCAUGACCAUUCGGUUUGACUCAAGCUUGAGUAGACUGAGAAGAAGCUUGGAUAAGAAGCCCUAUAAAUGUAGUGAAUGUGAAAAGAGUUUCAGUCAGAGCUCGACUCUUUUUCAACACCAGAAGAUCCAUACUGGAAAGAAAUCCCAUAAAUGUUUUGAUUGUGGGAAAAGUUUCUUUCAGAGUUCUAAUCUCAUUCAGCAUCGACGGGUCCAUACUGGGGAAAAGCCCUAUAAAUGUGAUGAGUGUGGAGAAAGGUUUAAACAGAGCUCAAAUCUCAUUCAGCACCAGAGAAUUCAUACCGGAGAAAAGCCCUAUCAGUGUGAUGAGUGUGGCCGAUGUUUCAGCCAGAGUUCCCACCUUAUUCAGCAUCAGAGAACCCACACAGGGGAGAAGCCCUACCAGUGCAGUGAAUGUGGCAAAUGCUUUAGCCAGAGUUCUCAUCUUAGGCAGCACAUGAAGGUGCACAAAGAAGAGAAGCCUCGCAAAACCCGAGGCAAAAAUAGGAGGGCAAAAACUCAUGUAGUAUCGUCUUGGAAAGCUGGUAUAGGAAGGAAGUCAGUGACUGGUCUCCGCUAAGUAAAGGGCACUGCAUCAGUUCUCUUUAAAAAAGUAAAUAAUAAUAAAAGCUGUCUCUUUUAGAACUGGAGAUAACUUUAUAAUGGAGCACUUAAAUAUUGUAUCCUUUCCUAGCAUGGAGAUGUCGGAGUUUAAUGCCAUUGGACUGAAAGAAAUUACGAGUCCAGCUGUCCUCAUUUCUUUUUUAUGUAACCUAGAGUACAAAGAACUGAAAAUAUGUUUUGAGGGCAUAUAAGAUCCUUGACCUCAUUUGAAAUUUGCUUCGUGCGUCAUUUUGACAAAAACAUCAUGUUUAAUGACACGUGUGUGAAAGAAUUCCGAUGACUACUUGGUUUUAGGACUUUCUGUUGAAGGAGUAAUUAAAAGGGAAAUUAACUCCAUUGGUUUGGGAGUUAUGCAACAGAUGAGAUUUUAUGUUUGUAAAGUUUUGUAGCAUAUUAAUCAGUGGUUUGUAAGUAUGACUCAAGAUUCAACAUACUAAAAUGAAUUCAUGUUCACAGAUUUUUAGUCAACAAGGCCCAUCACUUUAUAUAAGAUUUCUUUUGUUUCUUUCCUUCUGCUUAUGGACAGUUGUUAAUUAAAGGAGUAGAAUUUCCUUGUUUUUCACCGGAUUCUUAGUAAGAGAUACUUUAGAAGUCAAAGUGAAAACUGAAUUAGACUACAAGUAUUUUCCUACUAGUACUGUUCUUUGUGAUGGUUACACUGUGUCACUUGUUUUCCAGAAGUUGGGAUGGAUUUGUGUUGAUCCAUCCCUGGGCCUUUGACUUCUUUUGUCAUUCUCAUGUGCUCGAUAAACUGAGCUAGCAUUUUAGAUCUACAUGAAUAAAUAAUUAAACCAUGUUUUACCAAAAUCUCAACUUGCUGAUUAAAAAUCUACAAUUUACAUACCUUCCUGCCUUCCCCUUUGAGAGCUUUAGGUAACCCUGAUUAUCUUAAAUGUUUGUCAACAGUCAUUUCAUUUAAAUGCCAGUGAAUUGUAGCUUAAUGUGUAGAUUUUGAAAUCUAAAUUAAACUUUUGUGAGUUAUAUGAAUUAUUUACAAAGUCUAGCAAACAUAUUUCUUAGCUUCCAUCAGAACACUGCUAAGCAUCAGACAUUCUGAUCAGGCUUCAGCUCAGAUUUUAAUUUCUAUUGAAUGCUAACAUUCUUCUGAUUUUUUUUUGUAUCUUAUAAUCAUACCAGUUUCUAUUGUAUUAAUGACAGUUAUUCAUAAAAAAAAUUUUUAAUGGAA